This is a messenger RNA of Penicillium brasilianum, 1212 nucleotides long. Lineage: Eukaryota; Fungi; Ascomycota; Eurotiomycetes; Eurotiales; Aspergillaceae. The record is from the annotation of a GenBank genome assembly.
CACGAACUUGGGCUGUUCAGCUUUGAAGUUACCAUGGCCUUUGAUUUGGCACGAAUCGAAACCAUCGUCGUGGACUCGGUGGCUCUCCUUCGGUCUGUUAUAGGCGAGGUGAUGACUCUCCGAACUGAUACCCCAUCACUUUUCAUCGACCUGGAAGGCUAUCAGCUUGGUCGUCAUGGUUCAAUAUCCGUCAUGACCAUUUACGCGCCCCCAAAGGAAAAAGUUUAUCUCGUUGAUAUACACCGACUGGGAGCUGACGCAUUUUCUACUGUUAAUGUUGAUGGUAAAUCCCUUAAAUCCAUACUAGAAUCGUCGGUCAUCUUGAAAGUUUUCUUCGAUAUUCGACAUGACUCGGAUGCCUUAUUCAGCCAUUAUAGUAUCGCCAUUGGCGGUGCUCGAGACGUCCAGUUGAUGGAAUUGGGAACAAGAACGGGCUCCAAAGACUUUCUCGCCAGCUUAGCAGAAUGUGUCGAGAAAGACAGCACGAUUUCUGCAAAGGAGAAAAAGACAUGGGAGAUGACAAAACUCAAUACUCGACGACUGUAUGACCCCGCGCUUGGAGGACGAUACGAGAUAUUCAAUGAUCGUCCUAUUAAACCGGAAAUUGUGAAAUACUGCGUGGGAGACGUUGCGUUGUUACCGGGUCUCUUCAUUGCCUACAACACCAAGCUAUGUCGACCUGGAGAGAAGUUUUGGGAGGUUCAGAUACUGGAAGCAACCAAGAAGAGGAUUCAGCUUUCGCAAAGCCCAAAUUUUGAUGGAACAUCUCAAGCCAACGCCCGCGGGCCUUGGACUAGGGAGGCUAUUGAAGAAGCAAUUAACCAGUGGAAUGACGACAUCAUGGAUAAUGCGAUGAAUGAGGAGGGUAGUGAUUUUGAUUUUGACUUCGAGCCUAUCUUUCAUGACUUCGAUGACGACGACGACGACGAUUGGCAUGACGACGGUCCGACCAGCUGCAGAGACAUUAUCCCUGACUGUGACUACCAUUACUACUACUCUGAUUAGGAUUCUGGGCUAUGUGAUUUAGGACCGCAUCGUUCCUACUUUUCCUCACUACAGCUAAACGCUGCACAAGAAAUAGCAAACUCUUCACGAGGUCGAUCAAAUGCCGUCUGUCUGUCAAUUACCAAUACCUUCCUGUUUAUCCGUCUUGCUGUACUGUACCGUUGCGCACUGCGCCAAUCUAACUUAGUUAACCCCAUUAAAGCGUAA